AUGGAAGACUUCUGCGAGGUCGUCGUGCUGCGCGGAGGGUCUGCGAAGCUGCAUGAGAUCCACAUUACCAUCCGUGAGCUCCCACUGGCCGACGGUGUGCAUGGAUCCACUGGGAACCAGCUUUGGCCAGCUGGAAGCAUAUUAGCCCAGGAGCUUUUGCGGAGGCCGCAGCUGGUGCAGGAUCGAUUCAUCCUCGACCUCGGUGCUGGCUGUGGGCUUGCAGGACUUGCUGCUGCUGCGGUGGGUGCCAGGCGCGUGCUGCUCACAGAUUGCGAUGGGGAAACAGUAUGCAAUAUCCACCACAACAUUAAGGCCAACAGACAUCUAUGGGGACCCGAGGGAGGAAAUUGCGAAGUUCAAGCGGAAGCGCUUGACUGGAAACGCGUUAGCGAAGACUAUGCCUUGCAGGAGCGGGCUGAUGUGGUCAUCAGCUCUGAUACGGUCUAUGGGCACUUUGGUGAUGACUUGGCAUGUUGCGCGCUGAAUCUUCUGUCCAGCACUGGCUCCAUGAUUUUGGUCGCCCCCAAGGAUCGGCAGACUGGCGUCCCGGCGUUUCUGGAGCGCAUGAAGUCUGCAGGCUACGUGUAUCUGGAGAGUUGGGUGCAGGAUGAACACGGAGAAGAUUUCCAUCUCUUCGAUCUGAAGCGACGAGAAUCGACUGUGCCCGGCUGA
This is a messenger RNA of Symbiodinium sp. CCMP2456, 672 nucleotides long. The record is from the annotation of a GenBank genome assembly. NCBI's taxonomy places the organism in Eukaryota, Dinophyceae, Suessiales, Symbiodiniaceae.